Molecule: messenger RNA, 984 nt
Organism: Gloeophyllum trabeum ATCC 11539
Lineage: Eukaryota; Fungi; Basidiomycota; Agaricomycetes; Gloeophyllales; Gloeophyllaceae
Product: NAD P-binding protein
Exons: 4
Coding region: 1-984 (327 amino acids)
Source: RefSeq, a predicted model, not a curated record
AUGUCAAGCUGCAUCACCUCAAAUCCUUCCUUCGGCUUCGAAACGCUAGCAGAGGAAGUCGCGGCCGCCCUCUCUUCUUCAAUCGCCGGCAAGACCGUCCUCGUUACAGGAGUAAGCCCCGGCAGCCUAGGUGCUUACUUCUUCACCGCCAUCGCACCACACAACCCCAAACUCCUCAUCCUCGCGGGGCGCAACCCCUCCAAACUCUCCGAGACAGCCAAAGAUGUGCAGCGCGCGAGCCCGCAUGUCGAGCUUCGCACGCUCCAGCUCGACCUGAGCUCCCAAACGCAGGUGCGCAAGGCGGCGGCGGAGGUCCUCGAGUGGCCCGAACCGAUCGACGUGCUUGUCAAUAACGCCGGGAUCAUAGCUAAGACUUACCAGAAGACAGUCGACGGGUUGGAGAUGGAUUUCGGGACGAACCACAUCGGGCAUUUCCUAUUCACCAACCUGAUCAUGCUCCUCCAAUCGAAAUCGGGACCGCGCGUCAUUAACAUCACCAGUAGAGAGCACCGGCUGAACGAUAUCCGCUGGGAGGACUUGGACUUCAAGGACGGCAAGGUGUAUGACCAGUGGCGAGCCUACGGGCAGACCAAGACGGCCAACGUCCUUUUCACAGUCGCACUGGCCGAGCAGCUGGGCCCCCAGGGUCUGAGAGCUUUCUCGGUCCAUCCCGGCUCCAUCAUGACCAAUAUGGUCCAGGGCGUGUCUCCAGACGAGAUCGCUGCGUUCCAGGCCUUGAAUAAGGAGCUCGGAGUCAAAGAGGCUGCAGACCCGGCGUCGGAGUUCAAGACUUUGAGCCAGGGGACGUCGACCCAUGUGGUCGCAGCGUUCGACCCUGCACUCGAUCAGCAUAACGGCGCGUACUUGCAAGACUGCCAGCGCGCUCCAGAGGGUGAAGUCGAGCCAUAUGCAGUCAAAAGGGACAGUGCUGCAAGACUGUGGAAGCUGAGCGAGGAACUAGUUGCACAAAAGUUCGAGUACUAG